GCACCGGGCCCCCGGGCGGGCGCACAGGCACCGGGCCCCCGGGCGGAGCAGACAGGCACCGGCCCCCAGGGCGGAAGCGAGCAGGCAUCGGGCCCCCAGGCGGAGCGCGGGGGCGCCGGCCCCCAGGAGGUGCGACAGGCAUCGGGCCCCCAGGAGGGGCAACAGGCAUCGGGCCCCCAGGAGGGGGACAGGCAUCGGGCCCCCAGGCGGGGCGACAGGCAUCGGGCCCCCAGGUGGGGCGACCGGCAUCGGGCCCCAGGCGGAGCGGCGGGGUGCCGGGCCCCCAGGAGGGGCGACAGGCAUCGGGCCCCCAGGCGGGGCGACGGCAUCGGGCCCCCAGGCGGGGGGCGACAGGCAUCGGGCCCCCAGGAAGGGGCGACAGGCAUCGGGCCCCCAGGCGGGGCGACAGUUCAUCGGGCCCCUCAGGCGGAGGCGACAGGCAUCCGGACCCCUCAGGUGGUGCGACAGGGCUCUCGGGCCCUCAGGCGGAGCGGCGGGCGCCGGACC
Messenger RNA from Staurois parvus, 507 nucleotides. NCBI's taxonomy places the organism in Eukaryota, Metazoa, Chordata, Amphibia, Anura, Ranidae. The record is from the annotation of a GenBank genome assembly.